Molecule: messenger RNA, 2461 nt
Organism: Paramisgurnus dabryanus
Lineage: Eukaryota; Metazoa; Chordata; Actinopteri; Cypriniformes; Cobitidae
Gene: adora2b
Product: adenosine A2b receptor
Biological process (GO): vasodilation; G protein-coupled adenosine receptor signaling pathway; adenylate cyclase-activating G protein-coupled receptor signaling pathway
Cellular component (GO): plasma membrane
Molecular function (GO): G protein-coupled adenosine receptor activity
Source: RefSeq, a predicted model, not a curated record
GAAAUCCAUGUGUUGCUCUCAGAGUGAGUCAGACUCAGGUCCUCACCGCUUCUGCAAGAACAUGCACGACUGCCAGCUCAUUUAAACAAGCCAAGCGAGCGACAUCACAAAACUCUGAUUUAAGUAUGGCCGUUUUGGCAAAUCACAAACUUUGGCAAAGCGUGGAUUACUGCAGAAGACUGAUGGUUUUACCACUGGAGAACACAGAGAGACUCAUGACAUCCAAAUAUCCUCAUUUUUGUGUUUGAAUUGUGCAGACAUGGAUUCUCUAUACAUCGCUAUUGAGCUCGUGAUCGCGGUGCUGUCAAUCAUCGGUAACGUACUCGUGUGCUGGGCCGUGGCCAUCAACUCGACUCUCAAAAACGCCACAAAUUAUUUCCUGGUGUCACUGGCCGUUGCUGAUAUUUUGGUGGGUUGUCUCGCCAUCCCCUUCGCCAUCACUAUAAGCAUCGGUCUGCGCUCAGACUUUUACGGAUGUCUGUUUCUGGCUUGUUUUGUUCUUGUAUUGACACAAAGUUCAAUAUUUAGUCUUCUGGCGGUGGCUAUCGACAGAUAUCUGGCUGUUAAAAUUCCCCUGAGGUAUAAGGAGCUCGUCACAGGGAAAAGAGCGAGAAAAAUCAUCACCAUUUUAUGGAUCUUAUCCUUUAUCAUCGGACUCAUCCCGUUUGUGGGUUGGAAUCGGAGAAAGACUUCCUGUUGUGGAAACGAGAGCCAUUCGGCACAGACCGGCAAUGUCAGCGACACGACCGUGGCAGAAACGAGCUCCCGGCAGAGCUGCCACCUUGAGUGCUUUUUCGAAAACGUUGUGGACAUGAGCUACAUGGUGUAUUUCAACUUUUUCGGCUGCGUGCUGCCACCCCUGCUCAUCAUGCUGGGCAUCUACGCCAAGAUCUUUACUGUGGCACGCAAGCAGCUGCGUCAGAUCGAACUAAAGUGCAGCGUGAGCAGCGGCGACAACCAACACCGCGGCUUGCUGCAGCGUGAGAUCCGCGCCGCCAAACUGCUGUCUAUCAUCGUGGGCUUGUUUGCUCUGUGUUGGCUUCCGGUGCACAUCCUGAACUGUCUCACUCUCUUCUACAGAGAGCUGGAGAAGCCCAGCUUUGUCAUGAACAUCGCCAUCUUACUCUCUCACGCCAACUCCGCCAUCAAUCCCAUUAUCUACGCCUACCGCAUUCGGGAGUUCAGAGUGACCUUCAGGAGGAUCCUGAAGCGCCAUUUCUUUUGUCGACGGGAUGACUUGCAUCUCAGAUCCAACGGUAGCAGCAGUAAUAGAGACACAGAGAUCACAAUGACCAUCGACCCCCUACUAUAGAUGUGUAUGGUAUGUGUAUGGAGAUAAAUGUUUACAGACCAAAGAACUGCAAAUGGAAGAUGUCUACAAUGCAAAGACCAUGUUUCCGAUGCCAUGGACGCUUCUAGACGCUUUCAGGAUUUCAUGUUGAACUGUGAAAAUAACUCUUUUAUCACUACAAAUAUUUGGAAAUAUUUAUAGACCUUUAAAACCCGACCAAGCACUAAGAAACUUGAGGCGCCGUCUCCUUCCAAACACUAAGUGGCCAGUUUGACUCUGUAAACGUUACGCAGAGGGUAUACGAAUAGGAUAUACCUGAUUUAGUGGGCAGCUUUGGCGAAACCACAGACUGCUUUGGAAGAACAGCCCACUGGAAUCAAAACUGAAUCUGAAACGCUGUGUUAUAAUAAGUGUAUUUAAAAGUGCCAUGCUUGAAUUUAUUAGGACCUUUGAUGUUUUUGCUAUGACCAAGAUGGUUGAUUUAGAUUGCUCAGGAAUACACACGAGGUAAGAAAAACCUUUUUGAGACCCCGAAAAAGAAAGAAAAUUAACCAUGUCGGACAAAGCCGGUGAGAGAAAUCAAUCUACUUUUGGUCUUUGUGUCGUUUAAAUGACAUGUAUACAGAGAGGUUAAGGCCCAUUCACACCAAACACGAUAACUAGGGGCAUAGGCGCCGAUCCCAAAAUGCCCGAGCACCCACGGAAAAACGCCAGAUAUGGUCAAUUAAUUUGAAUUAAAAAUUAUUUGAAUUUGGGAGACUCCUUCACAUUUCGCUACUAUAAGCUAUACGUGCAGCUUUCCUCUUCAUUUCCAAAGCAUCUGGGGAUCCCGUAGCAUCCGCUGUUGCUAAGCAACCUGCUAACGUUGAGAAGCGUUGCAUGCCGAGCACCCACUGGCUGAAGAAGAAAUCUGCGCACAUGACUGUAGGUGCGUAUAUCGCAAUUACAAGAUUUUAAUGCACGUCCUCGUAGAGUUUGCAUUACAGAUUAAAGACUGAGAGUUUUACGGCGUCAACCUCACGCAAAAGCACUUUUAAUAUGGUAUUAUCGUUACCCCACGCGCUUUCUGUGUUCUGAAAUAUUUAGCAGACACAUUCAAAUGUAAUUUUAUGCUGUAAUUAUGUAUGUCACGAAUGCCAAAAAUAUUCUUUCGACGUGUCGUCGUUUUGA